Molecule: messenger RNA, 2073 nt
Organism: Penicillium odoratum
Lineage: Eukaryota; Fungi; Ascomycota; Eurotiomycetes; Eurotiales; Aspergillaceae
Product: citrin
Exons: 4
Coding region: 1-2073 (690 amino acids)
Biological process (GO): aspartate transmembrane transport; L-glutamate transmembrane transport; malate-aspartate shuttle
Molecular function (GO): L-aspartate transmembrane transporter activity; L-glutamate transmembrane transporter activity; calcium ion binding
Source: RefSeq, a predicted model, not a curated record
AUGAGUAGCGUUAAGGAAGCCGUCAAGGAGACAUUGGUGGGCAGCACAGAGGAACCUCAGCUGUCGCACCAAGCCCGAUCCAACUUCCUUCGCCAUGCACAGAAGGAUGAAAAUGGGGAGCCAUUCAUGAACGAGGACGACUUCAUUAAUGCUGUUGCUCCCAAGCAAGAGGACUAUCACAAAAUCAAGCGCGAACAGUAUGGCAUUCUAUUCCAGGUCGCAGACCGACGUGGACACGGAAAGCUCUCCCUGUCCGACUGGGCAACCUUCGAGAACCUCCUGACCAAGCCCGACGCCGAGUACGAGAUUGCCUUCCGCCUGUUCGACCUCGAAGGAACCGGUAGUGUCAAGUUCGACACGGUGCAGGGACUCUACAACUUGAACAAGACCGCCGACAGCAUUCCCUUUGACUGGAACUCGGAAUGGGCUUCGCUUUACACCGGUCGCACCAAGACGCGCCAUGACAUGACCUACCCUCAAUUCUCCCAGAUGCUCCGCGGACUCCAGGGUGAGCGUAUUCGCCAAGCCUUCCACAUUUUCGAUAAGGAUGGUGAUGGAUACAUUGAGCCCGAGGACUUCCAGCGCAUUAUCCUUGAGACCUCAAAGCACAAGCUGUCUGAUCAUGUCCUUGAACACCUGCCUUCGCUCUGCAACAUCUCGGCUGGCAGCAAGAUCUCUUACGCUACUGUCCGUGCCUUCCAGAACAUUAUGCGCGAGAUGGAUAUUAUCGAUGUGGUCGUCCGGGGAGCCACCAAGAAGAGCACUGACGGCAAAAUCACCCGCUCUGACUUCCUCAACGAGGCCGCUCGCGUCACCCGAUUCUCCCUAUUUACCCCCAUGGAGGCCGAUAUCCUCUUCCACUUCGCCGGCUUAGAUGCUCCGUCUGGGCGCCUUGCCCAGAAGGAUUUCGCCAAGGUCAUUGAUGCCUCAUGGCGCCUCCCCGCUGCUGUGGCAGGCCAAGCUGUGGCGGAAGCGGCUGAAAAGACUACGACCUUCCUCCACAGCGUCCUGGAAUCAGCACACCACUUCGCUCUUGGUAGCAUUGCUGGUGCCUUUGGUGCCUUCAUGGUGUACCCGAUCGACUUGGUCAAGACCCGUCUACAAAACCAGCGAUCCACUCGCCCCGGCGAGCGUCUUUAUAACAACUCGCUCGAUUGUGCGAAGAAGGUUAUCCGCAACGAAGGUUUCACCGGCCUGUACUCUGGUGUCAUCCCGCAACUGAUUGGUGUGGCGCCGGAGAAGGCCAUCAAGCUCACUGUUAAUGACCUGGUCCGUGGUGCCUUGACGGACAAGGAUACCAAUAAGCUUUGGACCCCUUAUGAGGUUCUGGCCGGUGGUACUGCUGGUGCUUGUCAAGUGGUCUUUACAAACCCUCUGGAAAUUGUUAAGAUUCGUCUGCAGGUGCAGGGUGAGGUUGCUAAGAAUGUUGAGGGAGCUCCUCGCCGUUCAGCUCUCUGGAUUGUGAAGAAUUUGGGUCUGAUGGGCUUGUACAAGGGAGCUAGCGCUUGUCUCCUCCGUGAUGUCCCAUUCUCGGCUAUUUAUUUCCCCACAUACUCGCACUUGAAGACCGACAUGUUUGGUGAAACCGCUACCAACAAACUUGGUGUUCUUCAGCUCCUGACCGCCGGUGCCAUUGCUGGUAUGCCUGCUGCUUACCUCACCACACCCUGCGACGUGAUCAAAACUCGUUUGCAGGUGGAGGCCCGCAAGGGUGACACCAAGUACAAUGGCCUGCGACACUGUGCCACAACGGUGUGGAAGGAGGAAGGCCUGAAGGCCUUCUUCAAGGGUGGCCCCGCCCGUAUCAUGCGUUCAUCCCCACAGUUUGGUUUCACCCUUGCCGCUUAUGAGGUUCUGCAGAAGAACUUCCCCCUGCCUGGCUCCCAUGAGGAUGAGACCCCCACCGGCUAUGUGGAGCCGGGUGUUGGCAUGGCUGGUGCGACGGCGCCUCUCCCCUACCUCCGCUCAAGGAACGCUCUGAAGCUCAUCCUUGACUUGGAGCCGAACCUUGGCCGAGUGCAGGUCCCUCGCCCUGAGAACUGGCCCAAGUUCCUGCAGAACUCAAAGCAGUAA